Messenger RNA from Cydia strobilella, 3672 nucleotides. RefSeq names its product zinc finger protein 62-like. The record is from RefSeq and is a predicted model, not a curated record. Gene Ontology annotation, biological process: regulation of transcription by RNA polymerase II. NCBI's taxonomy places the organism in Eukaryota, Metazoa, Arthropoda, Insecta, Lepidoptera, Tortricidae. Bases 86 to 1903 code for a protein of 605 amino acids. The transcript has 2 exons. Gene Ontology annotation, molecular function: DNA-binding transcription factor activity; RNA polymerase II cis-regulatory region sequence-specific DNA binding.
AUACGACUUGCUUGCGCGAGUAAUUUGUAAAAUUCUUAGUUUUCCCUCUUUAUUAUUUUGUUUUUAUAAUUAGUUUACAAUUUCUAUGUCCGAAAAGUGCAAUGGAGUUAAAUCACACAAGAGUGAAACAAAGGCUAGUCAACCGAAGAAUGGUGUACGCCGAUUUUCUAUUGCCGACGCUUCGCAAGAAAGUGUCGCGAUUAAAGAUGUUUUCCUAGGUUUCGAGAAGAGCCCUGUAGUCACACUGACGCGGGCUGAUAUAUCGCCGUAUCUCAAGAGUAUGAGACAGAAAUACAGUGAGAAAUUUGAAUUGCAGAAGUGUUUAUCGACGCUGGAUUUGGCGGUGCAUUCUAAGCGGCUGGGCGACAACUGCUCCGUCAGCGUUCUUCGCUACGACCUCAACGACCUCAAAAUGGCCUUCCAAAAGGAUCCUAACAAUCCUAUUUUUAAUGCCACCAAUAUUGCUAAUCUUAAAUGUAAGAUUUGCAAAAAAGUGUACUCGAGCGAGAAGAAGUUACAGAAGCAUCAGGAGAACAAGCACAUGCUCGUUUACAAGUCUAACGACAAGGCCCAGAAGCGGGUGUCGUUCUCGGACCAAGUGAUAGUGCAUGAGGUUAAGGAAUAUCACAAAUGCAGGAAGUGCACCAAGAUAUUUGAGAAGUAUAACCUCCUCAAACGCCAUAUGAAGCAAAGACACAAGAAACGUAAGUGUUACAUUUGCAAUUAUUGUAACAAAAACUUUGUUGAUAGGAUGUUUUUUAAAGUGCAUAUAAAGUUGCACUGUGACAUCUGUGGGGAUCUCUCGCCCAACAGGUCUUCGUACAUCGAGCACAGACGGAGAGUGUGCAAGGUGUUGAAGUUUCACAAGUGUAAGAUUUGUGAGGAGUCAUUUUUCAAGUUCAUGGAUUUGAAAGACCAUAGUUACGAUCAUUUGCCGACAACUUUUGUCUGUGACAUCUGUAAAGACCAAUUUCAGUCUAAAUGUGCUGUAGCACAUCACAUUUCAUUCCUUCACUGUAAGACUCGCCCUAGGUCCUUGUACAGUAUGCGUACACUGGGCAGUGAGAGAUUAUACUUGUGCAAUUUUUGUGAAGAGAGCUCGGUAGAACGGGAUGAAAUAGAGAAACAUGUAGCAUUGUUGCCGGACUUAACAAACCGUGCCAUGACAGGUUACAAGGACUACUAUUUCUGUGAUCAGUGUAUGAAAAAGUUUGAUGUUGAAACAGAUAUGCUUCAACACAAAUGGACGCAUUUCCUGAAGACCAGCGACAACUCCCAGCUGCGGCCAAACAUUGUUAAGCCUAAAACGGACUUCCAGAGGUUUUACAAAGUAGACGAGGUCCCGGAUCACAUGCAGCCGCAAGUUAUACUGGAACGGAUUAAAGUAGGAGGGAAAGAGUUGACAAAUUUCACUGACUUUGUGGACGUAAACUGCUUUGAUGAGUACACAGGGGAGAUAAAGAAACCUGUGGUCGACCCUGUGUCGAAGAAAACUAUAAUAUCGAAACAUCAGUGUCAGACAUGUGGAAAAUACUAUUCCACUAACUAUUGCCUCAACCGCCACAUAGUCACCCAGCACUCGGACUACGAGAACCUCAAGUGCAAAGUCUGCGAAGAGACCUUCGUCUGGCCAUCGCUCCUCCACAACCACAAAUGCAUCCGUCUCAACCUGCCCGAGAUACCAUUCGACGAUGCCAGACCCGAGAUACACUUCGACAACUUAAACGAGAUACAGCUCGAUGACUUGCCGAUUACUGAUGAUGAUUAUAUACAUACAGUGGACUUUGAGAUACCUGCCCCGGUGGUUGAGCUAACGGAGUAUAAUUGGGGGCCGAGUCAGAAUAUACAGAACUGUUAUAGCGGGUGCAAGAUUGUGAUGCAGGAGGUACCCAUUGAGUUUUAAGCAGGUUUGCUAAUUAUAAUAUGAGUAGUCUAAGAAAAAAUCGUGCUCAAGCUUCGCAGCUAAAGUAGAUAGCGCGGUCCAAGUUUUGCUGUAGACUCCAUCUAAACUAACUCUGUACCAACUUUAAUAGAACAAAUUAUGGAAGUAUCAUUAUGAAUGACGUAGUUUCAUAGAAAUUACGACACUAGCACACUUUGUUAUUACAAUUGUAGUGUUAUCGUGAUCCGGCACUAACUGAAUUAUUAAACAUAAACUUUUGACAAUGGGGUUGGCAACUGUCAAAGGUUUGCAGAGAUGGCGCCAUCAUAGCUUGCCCCUUUUUCUAUGAGAUUUGGAUUAAACGGCUGGCAUCCAGGGCAUUAAAAAAACAAAAAUUUGACACAAUUCUAGGGUUUGACCGGGCAAGCUAUGCUGGCGCCAUCUGCUAAUUAUUUCAACCGGCGAACCCCAUUAUGAUUAACGCAAGUACGGAGUCAUGCAGCGCCAUCUACAUUAGAUGUCAAAUUCGAAUCACGAGUUAUUUUUAAGCUUUACUCAUAUUUUAAAAUCAAUGUAUCUUUGGUUUUAAUUUAAGUGUUAAUGUAUAUUGUGUAAUAUAUGAUAUACUUAUGUGGUGCACAUCAGAUUAUGACGAAGUUAGUACCUACGUUGUUUAAUUAAUAUAUAAAUUUUGCGGGUAGUUACGCGGGUGGAAACACUUAGCACCAUUGACGUAUAUCUAAGGACAGGCCUUACGGGCAAUAAGAAUGGGGCCAGUACAGUCGUGCCGCACACGAAUUCGAGGCAAUCGUGCAUUCUUACGCCACAACGCGAUUGGUUGAUGAGUUCAUCACACGCGCGCGAUGGUCGCAAGUGUCGCAACUAGUUGCGUAGACUGCACGAUUGGCUCAAAUUCGUGAACACCGCUGAACUAGCACCAUUCUUAGAUUUCUAAGUGCCCGUAAGGCCCGUCCUUCUUCUUCUUCUUUUUAUAGGGGCUAUGUAAGGCUCCAGAGCCUAUGUAUCACUGCGACCAUCUCUGAUCUAUUGUGAUCGCCACCUACUACAACUCUCGAUCCAAACCUGCAACUUCAAACAGCUGCAGGAUCUUUUUGAUUUCGAGAGACUUUAACUCCUCCGGGCGCAAUAUAUGUCCACCCAGGAUCAAGUCUCGAGUGCGCAUUAGGCAGGGGCACUCUGUGAGGAUGUGUAGGGGCGUCUCCUCUGCCUCCAUACAGAGUCUGCACCGCCCCAUGUCACGUUUCCCCAUAGUGUGCAUGUGCUUAUUUAGGCCGCAGUGCCCGGUAAGCACCCUAACCAAGUUGCGCAGUUGGUUCCUAGGCAGCGCCCGUCCUUAGAUAUACGUCAAUGCUUAGCACUUAUUGGAUGGACAGGUGGAGAGGGUAGACCCCCAGCCGAAUGGCUUCUGAAAACCUCACCGAUUGCGAUUUGAUUGGCAAUACAUUGCGGCAUUUGAUCCAUCGAUUAAAUUCGUUACUCCUACUUAGCCGUUUAUUAUCUAAAAUCGUAAACCAUUUGUUGCAAGAUCUGUAGAAUUAUUAACCUUUCCCAAAACUUCGCCCAGCGUGCGAAACUCCUCGCUUCGGGUAAACUCGGCUCCGUUCGGCUCAGCAUUGCUCCGAGCAAUUAUUAGGGUUGGCACAACAUGACGUCCAUUUGCGUGCACGACCACAGAUAAGAUACUGACUUUAAUUUCGACAACCCUAAAUAGCCGAAAGGGAUAGUGCCGUAUAUUAGAAAGGGAUAUCAUAUUCGACCCUGAACCGCUG